GGCGCGGCGCGCCUUUAGCCCCGCCCAGGGGCGGGCACGGAGCCCUGCGGGGACCGUGGUGCCGGUGCCCCGGCGCUCGGCGCGGCCCCGCUCCCUGCCCGCCCGCCCGGCCCGGCUCCCUCAUGCCGCCCACCGUGGCCGUCGUGGGGGGCGGCAUCAGCGGCCUGGCCGCCUGCUACCACCUGGCCCGCGCCCCCCGCCCGCCCAAGGUGCUGCUGCUGGAGGCCAGCGCCCGGCUGGGGGGGUGGCUGCAGAGCACCCGCACGGCCGAGGGGGCCGUGUUCGAGCACGGGCCCAGGGGCAUCCGCCCCGGCGGGGCCGUGGGCACCGACACCCUCCACAUGGUCACCGAGCUCGGCCUGGAGAGUGAUGUCCUGCCCGUCCCCGGGGACCACCCGGCCUCCAGGAACCGCUUCCUCUACACCGGUGGGGCCCUGCACAAGCUGCCCUCGGGCCUGGGGGGCCUGCUGCGGCCGGUACCCCCCUUCUCUCGCGCGCUGCUCUGGAGCGGGGUGCAGGACCUGCUGGCGCCGGCUGGGAUGGAGCCCGACGAGAGCGUGCACGCCUUCGUUCGUCGCCGCUUUGGCCAGGAGGUGGCCGACAUCGCCGUGGACAGCCUGUGCCGGGGGGUGUUUGCCGGAGACUGCCGGGCGCUGAGUGUCCGCUCCUGCUUCCCCGCGCUCUUCGAGGCCGAGCGGCGCCGGCGAUCCGUUCUGCUGGGGCUGGCGCUGGGCUCCAGGAAGGAGCGCGGGGCCGAGUCAGGGCUGAGCUGGCGGGCGCGGGCCGAGCGCUGGAGCCAGUGGUCAUUGCGGGGCGGGAUGGAGAGCCUGGCUGAGGCGCUGGCCGCCUUCCUGCGCCCGCGCGGCAUCGAGCUGCACUGCCACGCACGCCUACGCCGCCUGCGCCGCCGCCCCGAUGGCUGCUGGCAGUGCCCCCCACACUGCUCUCCUUCCCCACAGCUCACUCUGGCAGAUGGCACUGUGACGGCCGACCAUGUGGUCAGCGCCCUCCCAGCUGCAGCCCUGGCUGAGGUCCUGCCAGCCGAGGCCGAGCCGCUGGCACAGGAGCUGCGGCACAUCCCGGCUGUAUCAGUGGCCGUGGUGAACCUGCAGUAUGAGGGCGUCACAUUGCCUGUCACGGGUUUUGGGCACUUGGUGCCCUCCUCUGAGGAUGCCUCCCUCCUGGGCAUCGUCUACGACUCAGUGGCCUUCCCCCAGCACGAUGGCAUGGGGACUGCCUCAGUGCGGCUAACGGUGAUGCUGGGAGGUGCCUGGUUUGGGCAGAGCUUCGGGGACCCAGCGGCAGCGGCGCCAGCACUGCUGCUACAGCGGGCACAGGCAGCUGUGCGGGAGCAGCUGGGCCUAGAGGUGGCCCCGACCCACUCCAUCAUCAAGGUGCACCAGGCCUGCAUCCCCCAGUACACGCUGGGCCACUGGCAGCGAACAGAGCGCAUCAGCCGCUUCCUGGCAGAGCAGCAGCUGCCCCUCAGCCUCAUCGGAGCCUCCUACACCGGCGUCUCUGUCAACGACUGCAUCGCCAGUGCCAAAGCAGCCGUCGGGCAGCUGCUGGGGCAGCUGCACUGAGCCCUGGCAUCCCCGUGUCCCCUCCUGGCACCAGGCAGCCGCCCCGCAGCAGUAGGACAAAGUGUUUUUUUAAUUGAAAAAACCCUUAUAAAGGUCCAGGGAGCAGCUCAUAAAUAGAAUAAAUAACCAUGCGCUGGCA
Molecule: messenger RNA, 1722 nt
Organism: Phalacrocorax carbo (great cormorant)
Lineage: Eukaryota; Metazoa; Chordata; Aves; Suliformes; Phalacrocoracidae
Source: RefSeq, a predicted model, not a curated record